This is a messenger RNA of Saccharomyces cerevisiae S288C, 1323 nucleotides long. It is a transcript of the gene RRI1, whose product is annotated as COP9 signalosome catalytic subunit RRI1. Lineage: Eukaryota; Fungi; Ascomycota; Saccharomycetes; Saccharomycetales; Saccharomycetaceae. The coding region runs from base 1 to 1323 and encodes 440 amino acids. Gene Ontology annotation, molecular function: peptidase activity. The record is from RefSeq and is marked reviewed. Gene Ontology annotation, cellular component: cytoplasm; nucleus. The transcript has a single exon.
AUGUCACUUUCAAAUAAGACUGUAAAGGAAUUACGACAACUACUAAAGGAAAGGUACACCGUGGAAGAUGAACUAACUGAAUCUAUAGCGCUAUCAAGUAUGCGAUUCAAGCCGUCGCAAGAACCUGAAUUUCAUGCGCUAAGCCAAUCUUCCUUGCUCAAAACUAAACUAAAACAACAAAGUAGUACAGAUAUUCCGAGUUACACCCACGUACUUAUAUCAAAAUUAUCAUGUGAAAAGAUCACCCAUUAUGCAGUUCGUGGAGGAAAUAUUGAAAUCAUGGGCAUAUUAAUGGGGUUCACAUUAAAAGAUAAUAUUGUUGUAAUGGAUUGUUUCAAUCUUCCCGUAGUAGGGACAGAAACUCGCGUAAAUGCACAAUUGGAGUCAUACGAAUAUAUGGUUCAAUAUAUCGACGAGAUGUAUAAUCAUAAUGACGGUGGUGAUGGGCGAGAUUACAAGGGCGCUAAACUGAAUGUUGUUGGCUGGUUCCAUUCACAUCCUGGUUACGACUGUUGGUUAAGUAAUAUAGAUAUCCAAACCCAGGAUUUGAACCAGAGAUUCCAAGAUCCAUAUGUCGCAAUUGUGGUCGAUCCCUUGAAAAGUCUGGAAGAUAAAAUUUUAAGAAUGGGUGCAUUUAGGACAAUAGAAAGUAAAAGUGAUGAUAAUAGUGCCACUUCAUACUAUGAACUAGAAACAAUCAUAUUUGAUUCAGAAUUGAACCGAGCGCUAUUUGAAACAAAGUUAAACUUACAUUGCGUAAUAGAGGAUGAUGAGUCAGAACAAAUAUCAUUAAAUAGAUUGAUCGAUUCAAUGAAGCAGUAUAGCUAUUUGAUGGAUUCCAAAAAUGUUAGAACAAGGAUUAAGUUGGCUACUACCAGUGAACGUGUUAGCAACGAAAAUAAAAAAAACAUUGACUAUCAAAACCGUUCAACAAGGUCUCAGUUCUGCCUCAAUACGCAAAGGGGGGAUAGCACUGAAACAAGCUCCUUUGGAAGCAUGUUUUCAGGUGAUAAUACUAGUGACGUAGAUAUGGAAGAUAGAAACCUUACCGAGUUCGACAGUACUGACACUAGUCUGUGCAUAAACGGCGAACCGAGCAUUCAUGUAAAUCGCGUGGAAAGAAGCAGCAGGUCUACCGACAAUUUUCACAAUUCUAAAAAACGCAUGAACAGCAAUCAGGAAAGAUGUCAUGAUGAGGGCAAUGAUAUGUUACAGAGAAAUGUCUUGGAGACAGAUUAUGCAAGAGCAAAAAAUCGAAUACUUGCGUCAAAGAUAAAACAAUAUGAGCGGUUACGUUUUUACAAGGACACCUUUACAUUAUGA